Saccostrea cuccullata (small rock oyster) is the source of this 572-nucleotide messenger RNA. RefSeq names its product fucolectin-like. Lineage: Eukaryota; Metazoa; Mollusca; Bivalvia; Ostreida; Ostreidae. Bases 81 to 572 code for a protein of 163 amino acids. The record is from RefSeq and is a predicted model, not a curated record. The transcript has 3 exons.
UUACGGAUUCGAAGUGAAAAUAUAUGUAAGAACCCUUCAAAGAAAGAGUGAUCAUUCAUACAUUUAACGAUUUAAUAAUCAUGUUUUCCUCUUUAUUAUUUGUGUUAGUUCUUUCUUUCGAUUUUGAAAUAAAAAAUACACUUGGCCACAACGUUUUUGAAAAUGUGGCAUAUGGAAAAUACGCAAGUCAAAGCACAGAACUAGUAGGAGGGCAAUUCGUAGCGUCUAAAGCUGUAAACGGCGUUUUUAAUGAUUUCACCCACACAGAUCUUGAAAAAAAUCCAUGGAUUAGAAUCGACCUUGGAAGGAACUAUACGGUUCAUGAAGUAGAAGUGUUUGGAAGAAAAGACUGCUGUGUUGAACGACUUCAUGAUCUCGAUAUAAAAGUUGGCAACGACUUACAUGAAAUGCACCUAUGCGGCCAUUUUUCCGGUUCUUGUACCAGAGCCGGGGAACGGAUCACCGUAUUUUGCCCGUUUAACACAGCCGGUCGAUAUGUAGAGAUACGGAUUGUUGAGGGAUGGAACAACAUUCUGAGUGUUGCAGAAGUCCUUGUGUGGGGACAUUUCUAA